Danaus chrysippus (African queen) is the source of this 957-nucleotide messenger RNA. Lineage: Eukaryota; Metazoa; Arthropoda; Insecta; Lepidoptera; Nymphalidae. The record is from the annotation of a GenBank genome assembly.
AUGUUUUCACCGUGCUCUAGGCACUUGUUUUUGUCUUCUCAGCUACGUCGUCUUCAAAGUACGUUGAUAGUAGCAGAACACAACAAUGAGGCGCUAUUACCAGUAACUCAGAAUGCCCUGAACGCUGCAAAGAAAAUUGGUGGAGAAGUUUCUGUGCUCGUUGCUGGUACUAAAUGUGGACCAGCCGCCGAAGCCAUUUCAAAAGCAGGUGGAGUGUCGAAGGUUCUGGUAGCUGAAAACGAAGCUUUUAAGGGCUUUACCUCUGAGUCGUUGACGUCUUUGAUAUUGGCAACUCAGAAGCAAUUCAACUUCACCCAUAUAUUGGCACCAGCAACAGCUUUUGGCAAGUCCCUGCUGCCUCGUGUUGCUGCCAAGCUCGAUGUGUCACCCAUUACUGAUAUCAUUGGUGUUAAAGAUGCUAACACCUUUAUAAGGACAAUCUAUGCUGGUAAUGCAGUGUUAACCCUCGAAGCUAAGGAUCCCAUCAAGGUUAUCACAGUAAGAGGAACAGCAUUCCCCGCGGAGCCCUUGGAAGGUGGUUCAGCGAGUGUGGAGAAGGCUCCUGAGGGAGAUUACAAAACCGAUCUCACUCAGUGGGUAUCACAGGAGAUUACUAAAUCUGACCGGCCGGAAUUGACCAGUGCUAAGAAUAUUGUUUCUGGAGGUCGUGGUCUCAAGUCUGGUGAUAACUUCAAGCUGCUGUAUGAUCUAGCUGACAAGUUGAAUGCAGCGGUAGGAGCUUCUCGGGCUGCUGUUGAUGCAGGCUUUGUACCCAACGACCUGCAGAUCGGUCAGACUGGAAAAAUUGUCGCUCCUGACCUAUACAUAGCUGUGGGCAUCAGCGGAGCCAUUCAGCAUCUGGCUGGUAUGAAGGACUCCAAGACUAUUGUUGCCAUCAAUAAAGACCCUGAAGCACCCAUCUUUCAGGUAAAUAUUUUAAUAAUAAAACAAUUUUAA